Molecule: messenger RNA, 1776 nt
Organism: Photinus pyralis (common eastern firefly)
Lineage: Eukaryota; Metazoa; Arthropoda; Insecta; Coleoptera; Lampyridae
Product: putative fatty acyl-CoA reductase CG5065
Exons: 7
Coding region: 113-1711 (532 amino acids)
Biological process (GO): long-chain fatty-acyl-CoA metabolic process
Cellular component (GO): peroxisome
Molecular function (GO): alcohol-forming very long-chain fatty acyl-CoA reductase (NADP+) activity
Source: RefSeq, a predicted model, not a curated record
UUAGUUUACAUUAAAGCUUCCUUCUUUUAUUUAUCCAGUAAGUGGGUACAGUCGCAUAACUAAAGUACUGCUCGCAGAACAGUCUUGGUGAUUGGUUGAUUUACGUUGGAAAAUGAUAGCGGAAGAUCUUAGGCCGAAUCCAGAACUGAGAGGCACAGGUCCAAUUGCAGAAUGGUACAAAGGGCAAUCGAUAUUUAUAACGGGAGCGACGGGAUUUAUGGGCAAAGUCUUGUUGGAGAAGCUUUUAUUUCAGUGCAACGGAAUAAAAAACAUCUACAUCCUCGCUCGAUCAAAACGUGGAAAAACGCCCCACGAACGUCUACAGGAUAUGUGGAAACUGCCAGUCUUUGAACGAUUACGAAAACACGAACCUGACGCAUUAAAAAAGAUAGUCCCUCUAAUCGGCGAUUGUCUAACUGAUAAUUUGGGUUUAACUGAAGAUGAUCGCAAUCUGAUACGAGAGAACGUCUCCAUCGUUUUCCACUGCGCGGCCACCUUGAAACUCGAAGCAAAAUUAAAAGACGCGAUUGAGCACAAUACCGCGGGAACCGAGAAAGUUCUGCAAUUGGCCAAAGAAAUAAAAAAUCUGAAGGCUUUUGUACAUCUCAGUACCGCAUUUUGCUCCGCCGAUCUACCCGAAUUUAAAGAAAAGGUCUAUCGUACCGCCGAAAAUCCCGGAGAGAUUAUUCAAGUUGCCAAAUGGAUCAAGGAUGACGCUCUUGAAGUGGCUACGCCGUUGACAAUCCAUCCCCAUCCCAAUACGUACACCUACACCAAACGCCUCGCCGAAACUCUAGUCGCUGAUGAGUAUCCCCAUCUCCCAGUCGUAAUCGCGCGACCAUCGAUCGUUACCCCUGCUGUAAUGGAACCGGUACCUGGAUGGGUUGAUAGUUUAAAUGGUCCCAUGGGUAUAAUGAUCGCGGCCGGAAAAGGUGUGAUUCGUUCCAUGCUCGUUAAAUCAGAUAGUCGCGGACAAGUUGUGCCCGUAGAUAUCGCUAUAAACGCGCUAAUAGUUAUUGCUUGGAAAAUAGGAUCGGCAAAAGAACGGCCACCUGAAAUUCCAGUAUACAAUAUGACUACCGACCCCGUUAUUAAAAUCACAUGGGGGGAAGUUUUGACAAUGGGCAAGAAGAUUGCUUACGAAUGUCCUUUCGAAGGCCAAAUAUGGUACCCUGACGGUGACCUUCGUUUGUCCAAGUUUGUCCAUCAGCUGUGCUGUUUCUUCUUCCAUUGGAUACCGGCUUAUUUGAUCGACUUUUUGAUGUUAAUACUUGGACAAAAGAGAUUCAUGGUCAGGUUGAUGCGAAGAAUCGAUGAUGGCUUACAGUUGCUCCAAUUUUUUACCACUCGUGACUGGUCAUUUGAAAGUAAAAAUUUCUUUGCACUUACGACGGACAUCACGCCCGUGGAGCGUAAGCUAUAUUCAAUGGACUUCGAAAUUAUACCAAUUUAUGAAUAUUUGACCGUAUGUGUACUCGGUGCCAGACAGUACAUUAUGAAAGAGGACCUAUCCACUAUACCACGAUGCCGACGAAUUCAGUUUGUGCUAUACCUUGUGGACAGGUCAUUCAAGUUGGCAUUUUAUUUAGGACUAAUUUGGAUAUUGUAUUGCUGUUCGGAAAGCGUUCAAAACAUUUUCGAUUGUGUUGGCACUGUGUUGCAGCGAUUUCCUUUUCUGGGUUUCUUCAUACCUAAUAAUAAAUCAUUAUAAAGCAUUUUUAGUCAUAAACAGGCGUUGAAUGUCAUCUAGUCAAAAUACAUUCGUUUUUAAAUGUU